AUGUGUUCAACCACCCAACAUUCCUGGUUGCGAUCGAGAAUGCUUGAGUUGCGAUUCGGGUGGUUGUUCCUGACGAAAUGUGUUCAACCACCCAACAUUCCUGGUUGCGAUCGGGAAUGCUUGAGUUGCGAUUCGGGUGGAUGUUUACACAUUUUUUCAUUAAUAUCUAUCACUUCUGAUUGUAAUUGGGAGCUUAAGGAAAAAAAGUCAAAAUCGAUUGAUAACUUCUGGAAGACGGCUACGUUAGCGCAAGAGAAGAAAGUGGCAAAUGAAAUCGAACGUUCAGUUUUGUUGGAUGAACUCGCUACAUCCGCUGUACACUCAACCCUUCAACGUGAUAGGCAAGAAAGUUUGGUUCGAGAAAAAGUUACAAGACGAUUAGAGAGUAUAGAUGAUGAUCGCACGUACAAGCGUCACAGGUCACAGUCUCCGAACAUUGAGGUAGUUGAAUGGCCAGCUUUUAAUAUGAAAUUUACUUCUUACCUUUCCCAUCUUCGACGUGUUUAUCAGAAUAAUCAAAAAGAAAAUAGCACGGAAGCGAUUAAUAAUGAACAAAAUUUAGGUGAAAAGCGAGUUGGGGAAGAACUCGUGAAACAGUAUGAUUUGAGAGAACGACAAGAAAUCAACUAUGCCGAAAUUUCAAGCUCAGACAUUGAUCCACAUCAUCUUCAAGCAUUUGACCCUCUGCGAAACAAUCCGGAUUCUUCUGUUAUUUCGUUAAACAGGCCAAUCAUAACGGAAGUAACAUAUAACCUGAUUUCUACACAUAUAAUUUGCGCAUUUAGCUUAACAUUACAUUUAGUCAGAGAAACCGUCGAUGAAAGUUUAUUUGAGAAGAUCGAAAAGCUUCUUAGAAUGAGAAAUAAAUUGAUAUUAGACAAAUCGAUAACCUCGAAAUUGGAGGCAAUUUUUCAAACGGACUAUGCGGAAAUUAGUUCGAAGAUAAUAACCGAAACUGAGGUUGAAAAAAAUAUGAAAGCGAGCGAGGAAUCACGGUUUCUCUUUUUUAUCCGGCACACCCUCCUAGAUUUCACCGCGAUGUAUGAAUAUAUGUCGCCUAAAGUGUUAGCUCGAGAUAUGUCAGAAAGGUCGUAUAUUGUAGAAUGCCUUUCACCCAUACUUCGAUCUUUUAGGAAUGCAUUUCCUGAAAUUAGAUACGAGUGGAUUGAAAAGGAUGUCAAAUCCAUAAGGGAUGCUCGCAAUAUGUUCGCAAUUAACAUAAGGACUCGGAAAACUGAUUUGUUAGUUCUGAGACUAUCAGACGCAACUGAAAUUUUACACGUUGAAGUAUCUGGACCACCUUACAAACCGGAAAAGAAACAUACAGUUGGAGACGCAAAAAAAUUACUCAUGAUGGCU
This is a messenger RNA of Racocetra persica, 1359 nucleotides long. The record is from the annotation of a GenBank genome assembly. Lineage: Eukaryota; Fungi; Glomeromycota; Glomeromycetes; Diversisporales; Gigasporaceae.